AUGGCUACGAAUACUGCUCCCGUUACAGGUGAUAGGAGCACAGUACUCUCUUAUCGUCGAUGCAUUAUACUUGCAAUCAUUGGAUCAACCCCAACUAGUAGCCCUGUGCUGUCUCAGAUUUUGGAACAGGGCUUCUUGAAAACUACAAGAAAAUGGUUAGACGAUCUUCUCAACAAGUCCGUCGGUGGCGUCGAUCUACUCCUACAUAUGCUAACAAAUAUUACAAACCUUCCCGUUACAAAGUCAGUAGUCAAGGACUCUGGAAUGGGUAAAGCUAUUGGAUCCUUAGAUAAACAUAAAAUUUAUGCCGGAACACUGAACGAGGACCCCAUUAAGCAGCGAACUAAAUUACUCAAAGAAGCUUGGAACAAAUCUGUAAAGGCACGAAAGGAAGCAAAACCAGCCACCGUUGGAACUAAGCGCGAAGUUGCUGCUCCGACCAGUGAGCCUAUCAAAAAGAAAGCUAAGACAGAGAGCUCGUUUUCUAGUUUGCUGAAAAAGGUCAAUCCAAAAACUCUUCCAAAAGUAGCUGCCGCAAUUGAAAAAGCCGCAUCAAAAUCUGAAUCGCAAGAAGGACAAAUAGCAGGAAGUGCAAGCAAAAUUCUAUCGUCGAUUGCUGGGCCAAACAAUAAGAAGAUGAAGCGAGUGAAAUGGUCCGAUCACUUUGGGGGUAACAUAAUCGCAUAUUUAGAUGGUAGUACUGUUGAAGUGAAAAUUGAAGGUGCGGAGCCAUCGGACAUGUCUGAUCGUCGCAAACGUGACCGUCUACGCGAAAAGGAAUUGUUGGCAAAAGCAAAGCGAUCGAAACUCAUGGAUGACGAUGAUGAUGACAUGCCGAUGACAACGGCCAGUAGUUUACCAACAAUCAAAACAACGAUUGAUUGGCACGCUCCGGCUUUGUUGCCAGCUUUGGAUGAUGUAGUUCCUCCGCAAGUGAACUCGCUUGAAAUUGCAACUCAGUCUACUAGGAUUGCUAGCGCUGCGGCUGCGACAUACUUUGAAGGAUCCGUUCCCAGCAAUCCCGCUCCACUUAGUGAUGUAGAACAGGCGCUUGAUAUGGCAUCUCAGACUUCAGCUGUUCUACAGCCCAUUCCUUUCUUUCCACCGCAAGCUCCUGUACCGGAACCGGCGCCAGCGCCUGUCCCACAACAUACUUCUUAUGCUCCUCCUCCCCCAGCAAGCCUUCCACCACCAAGCAGUAUGGGUAUGCCUCCUCAAUUAAAUCAAUCCUCAGCUGUUGCAACUCCCGAAGUUGUUCAGUCUCUUGGAUUACCAAUGUUCCUCGUCGGACAAAACGUUCAAGCGCUGGAAACCCUGGCAAGGAAUCCCACCUUGCUUGGCACCUUCGUCGAUGGAAACGGGAUGUAUGACCAAACACGAAUCACCAGUCUUGUGCAAACAUUGACACAAAAUAUUGCCCCUACGCCGCCGCAAGGAGGAAUUGCUGGAGGUUAUCAGCAACCAACUCCGUCGUCUAGCUACGGAUCGGGGAUGCAGCAGCAGUAUGGUAGCUCAUCUGGUGGGGGUGCGUACGGACCCACUUCCGGUGGGUAUGGACAAAGCCAACCAAUACAAAGCCAGUACGGUGGAUCCAGUUCUUGGCAACAAGGCGGUGCUCCAAGGACUGGCGGCGGCUACCAAGCCCGAACCAGCACAGAAGGAAAUCUGCAUUUGAGCGGUUACGGUCCUUCGACAACGGAGGCAGAAAUCAUUGCCUUGUUCUCCCAGUACGUUCAAGUUGACGAAGUCGUAAUGAAGGGAACUUUCUGUUUUGUAAACACGAGCAAUCCAGAGGGCGCGAAAAUGGCCCGCGAAUCGUUAACUGGAGCUCUACUGGGCGGUUCACCCGUCCGCAUUAACAUGGCUCAAAGAAAGAAUCGUGAUAGUGCACCUUCAGGUGGAAAUGGCAGUGCUUCCGCCUAUGGCAAUGCUGGCAUGAAUGGAAUGAGCAAUAUGGGGAUGUAUGGGCAGGCCGGCAGUGUACCCGGUGUUCCUUCGAUGCAAACUCCAGCCCCCAUGGCUCAAGGCGAGAAUGUCCGAGAUGAUCGUGGGAACCCAGCAACAAAGAAUUUGUUCGUUGCUGGUUACGGUGCUGGCACUUCGGAGCUCCAAAUUCGGGAGACUUUUGGUCAAUAUUGUACCAUUAUUGGGAUCAUUAUGAAAGGGUCAUUUAGUUUUGUAAACACAUCUGAUCGUAUGGCUGCAAUUCAAACUCGUCAAGCGUUGUCCGGGACAAUGCUGAAUGGCGGAGUACUGAGAAUUAACUUUGCCAAGGAGACUGGCCGUCUUGGAACUAGUUUUGACUUGACCUACGGUGGUACAGUAAAACCACCCGGUGGUGGCGGUGGUCCUCCCUCUCACUACGGUAGACCAUACUAG
Molecule: messenger RNA, 2379 nt
Organism: Cylindrotheca closterium
Lineage: Eukaryota; Bacillariophyta; Bacillariophyceae; Bacillariales; Bacillariaceae
Source: the annotation of a GenBank genome assembly